AUGGGGGAUUUGCCUUCUCCUCGCAUGCAACCGUCGUCACCGUUUACGCAUACGGGUGUGGACUACGUUGGUCCUUUUUUUAUUACGCCUUUCGUUGGAAGAGGACAAAAGACACGAAAAGGUUAUUACGUGGUUCUAUUCGUUUGUCUCGUUAUCAAGGCGAUCCACGUGGAGCUAGUGGAGGAUUGCUUCAGUGCUGGAUUUCUUGCGUCCUUUCGGCGAUUCACGAGCCGACGAGGCUUACCGUGUAAGUUAUACUCUAACGGAACUAACUUUCACGGCGCUAAAAAGGAAUUAAACAGCGAAUUUGAGGCGCUCAUGAAAGAUUCGUCUCUACACGACGUUCUUGCUAACGAUAAAAUUGAGUGGCAUUUUAUCCCGUCCGCAGCUCCUCAUUUCGAAGGACUUUGGGAGGCGGGCGUGAAAAACCUCAAAUCGCAUCUAAAGCGGAUAGCCGGUUCGCGUACCCUGUCGCAGGCUGAAUUCGCUACGCUCCUAUGCCAGAUAGAGGCAUGUUUGAACUCCCGACCGAUUGCGGCUCUUAGCGACGACCCGAGCGAUCUGUCCGCGUUCACUCCGAGUCAUUUUUUAAUAGGCCGACCGAUCGUUGCGGCUCUUAGCGACGACCCGAGCGAUCUGUCCGCGUUCACUCCGGGUCAUUUUUUAAUAGGCCGACCGAUCGUUGCGAUACCGGAGGAAUCAAUACUCGCGAUAAAUACGAAUCGACUUUCGAGAUGGCAGUUCGUUCAUUCGAUGGUGGAACAACUCUGGCGUGCUUGGUCGCAAGACUACUUACAUUCGCUGCAACAGCGAUAUAAGUGGUCAGAAAGAUCGCCUUGUUUUCGCGUUGGCGAGCUCACGUUGUUAAAAAAUCCUUUGCUCCCUCCGAGCAAAUGGGAACUCGCGCGAGUCACUCGGGUCCAUCCCGGAUCCGACGGACUCGUUCGAGUAGUUACCGUGAGAAUCGCGUUGUUCAAUAUUGAAACGACCAAUCACGCUACUGUGUAG
This is a messenger RNA of Nylanderia fulva, 1008 nucleotides long. Lineage: Eukaryota; Metazoa; Arthropoda; Insecta; Hymenoptera; Formicidae. The record is from RefSeq and is a predicted model, not a curated record.